AUGGCUGAUUUAAGAGUGAAUAAGGGAAGCAAUAAGAAGCAGCAUAGACACGAAUCUGUCACCGCCAUAAAAGCUCUUCCGAACGAGUUAUUAGUAGAGAUUAUUGCCAAGGUGGCUUCUCGUUCCAUCGUUGACCUUUGCAAGGUCAAACUAUGUUGCAAGGAGUUUCUUCAUGCUGCGGAGGAUGAUAACGUGUACCACCAUGCGUCCAUGGAGAAGUUCGCGUUGGUGCCACUUCCAUGGUUCACCGGAGAGAAAGAAUCUUCGUUCUUGAAACGUUGCAGGGAGAAUGGUAACUCGGAAAUUUCGUACCGUGAAGGAAUGGUGCAAUACUUCAGUUCUUUAAGGGUAAAAUCGGGUCUUGAGAAUUUGAAAAAUGCGGCGAUGGAGGGUCUUGAUGAAGCCAAAUAUGUUUAUUGCAUGCUUUUGAUGUGUAGUGAAGAUGAAGGAGAAAGAAAACGUGGUUUUGAUCUUUAUUGUACGUUGAAACGUUCCACUUGUGUUAGAAGAUGCAGAAAGAGGGUGAAGUCUUUUAUCCGAAGCAUGUGGGUGAAUAAUAAAAUUGUGGUUCGAAAUCACAAAUUAUCUUUAUGCAGCACGUGUGAUGGUGAGAGGCUCAAGAAGCUUUCAAGAAGAUGGUCAUCGUUGGUUGAGGAUGAAGAUGGUGAUGGCAUUUCAUGCGAAUAUUGUAGUGCUGACUAUGAACUUGGUUUGUUUUGUAACAUGAAGUCUAACUAUUUACGGAAUCAAGCAUGUGAAUAG
This is a messenger RNA of Abrus precatorius (Indian licorice), 762 nucleotides long. Its product is annotated as putative F-box protein At1g67623. Gene Ontology annotation, molecular function: protein binding. The transcript has a single exon. The coding region runs from base 1 to 762 and encodes 253 amino acids. The record is from RefSeq and is a predicted model, not a curated record. NCBI's taxonomy places the organism in Eukaryota, Viridiplantae, Streptophyta, Magnoliopsida, Fabales, Fabaceae.